GACGCCUAGGAUUGAAAUGGGUCUCCAGCGGAAUGGCCGGUGUCGCUGCUUGGCAGGCCGUUGACCCCCGGGAUGCCAUGUCUCAACACGAAGGCGGUGCCGCGCCCCGCGACCUGCGACUUUGGGCUGUCGCCCUGCACGGAGCUCCGGGGGGAGGGCGGCGUCUUCAAUGGCUAUCGGCCCUACGCGGCCGAGGCCACCUUCCUCGCCAAGCUCCUCUCGGGGCCGGACGAAGUCAUCGUGGAGGACCCCCACGAGGCCUCCUACUUUCUGGUGCCCUUCCUGUCCUCCCUGUGGUGCUUCUUGAGCGCCCCAACAUGCUGGGUGCGGUGCGCAUCGCAGCGGCCCCUCAACUCCAUCCUCCCACUUCUCACGUACUUCAAUGCCUCCACCGCUCACCGCCACCUCUUCAUCGGCUCGGACUCAGUAGGAGAUCUCUCACAAGACCUGCAGAUGCAAGUCCUCACCCUGCACUACGGACCCUCCCCCUGCGGUCCGGGGUCAGGGCCGCUGAUUACCCCGCCCCCCUUGGCGGACGACCUGCCCGUGCCGGGCCGCUGGGAGUUCAGUUCCAAGGACCUGUUCAUCUUCACCGCGGACGGGAUCGGGCGACGGCCGUUCCGCCGGGAGGUGGUGGAGGAGCUGGCAAAGUGGCAGCAUGCCAUGCCCCACCUCUUCGUGGUGGCGACUCGGGAUGGAGGUAGCAAGAGCCCUGUGUGCAGCACGUGCCACAGUGCACCGUCUGGGCCGGAGUGGGCGCACCAGAUCCGGCGUGCGGUGUUCUGCCCGGUGCUUCCCGGUGACAACACCUUCCGCAUGAGGCUCUUCCACGCUGUGCUGGCGGGAUGUUUGCCUGUGGUCAUCCUCUUUCCUGGUGGCAGCUGGUACCGGAACCAGGGCCCCCCGGUGGAGUGGAGCCUUCCCUUCCCAGGCCGAGUGGACUGGCGGGGCUUUAGCGUGGAGCUGCCCUUUGACCCCUCCAAGGAGGCCCUUGGUGUCUGGGCCAAGCGUUUGGUCCCGACGCUGCUGCAGUUGGAUGCCAAGGAGAUCCACCGCAGGCAGGCGCUUCUGGCCGAAGCCGCGCCCUUGCUGCGCUUCGACUUCCAGGGGCAUCGCCCGGAUGCCUUCACGGCGCUCUUGGACGAGCUCAGCGAGCGACCACUGGAGCCAGCCCGGCUGGACUGCUUCGACCCCCGGGAGCGCUUCGACACCGAGCGGUGCCUCUCGGGGGCCGAAAGCGUCGCGCGGGAGGAGGUGGAGAUCUACGGGGUCGUGGCGUGCUGCCCCAAGUGGGGCCAGGAGCCUGCGGAAGGCAACCGCUGGAACUCCUCCUGCAACUUGGGCGUGGAGGGUGUGUGCGCCAGCUUUGUGCCCAGCGAGGAAGAGGCGCCGGCCUUCGACGGAGGAAGGCGCUACGAUCCCGCGCGGCGCCACAAUCUCCGGAAGCACCUGGAGGCCAUGUUCCGUGACCGUCGGAGCUUCGAUGAGGUGCUUCUGGAGGACCAGGUCUGCAUGUAGAGCUCCUACCGCAGCUGGCCGAAGCUUCCAGUGGUGUACAUAGCCGGUGUCUCCGAAAACCUUCC
Molecule: messenger RNA, 1583 nt
Organism: Effrenium voratum
Lineage: Eukaryota; Dinophyceae; Suessiales; Symbiodiniaceae
Source: the annotation of a GenBank genome assembly